This is a messenger RNA of Peronospora matthiolae, 150 nucleotides long. The record is from the annotation of a GenBank genome assembly. Lineage: Eukaryota; Oomycota; Peronosporomycetes; Peronosporales; Peronosporaceae.
AUGAGUGCAGUGUCCCGAGCACUGCAACACGUCCGAAGACAGGACGUGAUGACCGCAGUUGGCCAAGGAAAGGUCCAAGGCGUGGGUCCGACCAUGUCGCUAAGCCGCGACAGCAAGUCGGACCGUCAAAAUAACGUACGGGGUCAGUAG